AGGGACAACACGCCUGGAAAUUCCUGGGCCAUGGAUGGAUCCAAAGGCUAUGUAAUCCUCAAGUUGUCCUGACCCACCUGCCGAGCCUCUGUAGCCAUGGACCAUGUUGGGAAGGAAAUGGAAAUCAGCAGUGCUCCCCAGAAUUUUUUUCUGUAUAUCUUCCUUGGAAGGAAAACAUGCUGCGUCGCAGCGAAAGAUUGGCGGCCCUCCCGCCUAUUUCCUAUAGAGAGACCGGCGUAAGGAGGGUCUUCAAAAAGAUCAAUAGAAAAAGGCAUGCAUUUACUACUGAAAGAGCUUUCGAAGACCGUGCCAUGGACAGCAUCCCCUGCUGUACCCCCACUUGGACCGCACCACGAAGACGUCAGAGGAAGACUCUCUGGGUGGGGCUGAUCUUCCUGGCAUUCCUUUUUGGGAUUUCCUUAAGAUUCAUUCUCAGCGCCAGGCUUUUUGCAGAGAAGGAAAAAGGCAAUACUGUCAAGACUUUUCUAGACCCUCCAGUUCAGGAAAAGACAGCACCUGUGAGGCAAGAAAAUGAAGGCGUAAAGAAAAAUCUGGAAAAGGCAAUGGUUGCUUUCCUUCCACGAAGGCCUGAACUUGACUCUCCUCCCGAUAACACUGAAAAUAUCCAUGCAAAUAUAAGAGCAGGAAUGAGUGACAUCUUCCAAUCAAAAGAAGCCAACAAUGAUUUUCCUUUAAAAACCUACAAUGAAUGCAAAUUGUGGAUAGGUUUCAACAGAAGAAGGUCAAGAAUAAUGCUUUUGCGGACGGAUAAGAGACCUCAAGGUUUUGAGUCUCUGGACGCCUCGCAGGGAUCGGCGGUAAUGAAGGUGACUUCCAUCAAGAGGGAAUCCGGUUUAAAAGAACAAAAACACAUUCAAUUCAACAUAAAAAGAGUCCGGAACAAAAAAUUUAAGUGCGUCUGCACAAUUAUUGUUCAUGAUUAGCUUUCUAUUUUUAUUUUGUAAAUAGCUUUUAUUGUACUUUUUAAAAUUAACUUAUAUAAAACAUGGGGAUAGGGAAGGGGAAGGGGAAAGGUAGUGUGUGUGUGUGUGGGGGGGGUUUCUAGGGAGAGGGGAGGACGGGGGGCAGGGUUUGAAUUGAGUAGGGGAGUGUUUAGGUAAAAAAGGGGAUAUAGAGAUAAUUGUAUUUACAAAAAUUAAAGUUUUACAUAAUUAUCAAAGAGUCUCUAGUCAGUUUGUUUUAUUUGUC
Anolis carolinensis (green anole) is the source of this 1209-nucleotide messenger RNA. RefSeq lists its product as uncharacterized. NCBI's taxonomy places the organism in Eukaryota, Metazoa, Chordata, Lepidosauria, Squamata, Anolidae. The record is from RefSeq and is a predicted model, not a curated record. The transcript is spliced from 10 exons. The coding region runs from base 177 to 944 and encodes 255 amino acids.